CCUUUACAAACCUUUUUUUCACUAAACCGUUACAAUUAGCACAAACUAAUUAUCCUUAUGUAGAGCUAAUAAUGUGACUUAAACCAACUCACUCCUUUUUUUAUAUUAAUGUGGUUGUUAUUGAGUUCCAUGGUUUAUGACACUUCAAGAAGAAGAAGAAAAACAGGAGUGUGGAUAAGAGGCAUUCAAACACAAGCCAAUCAAGACCUUCAGAUCUCAAAAUAACUGAGAAAAAUAGAAGGAUUCAGAUGGAAGAUCUUUACUUAGAACUGAACUCUCUUCUUCCUCAAACUUCUAGGGAGCUACCUCUACCUGAUCAGCUAGAUGAAGCUGCAAACUACAUCAAGGAGCUACAAGUGAGCGUGGAGAAAAAUAGAGAAAGGAAGAGGAAGCUUGUUACGACUGCAGCUUUGGAAAAAUUGAAUUCCACAGGAUCUUCAUCCAUGUCCUCGAGUGUUGAUGUCUCCGUGCCUAAACGGUUGCCAAGGAUCGAGAUUCAAGAAACCGGUCCGAUUUUUCACAUCUCCCUUGUGACAAGCUUGGAACAUAAGUUUAUGUUCCAUGAGAUCAUUCGUGUUCUCACUGAGGAAUUAGGAGCUGGGCUCACUCAUGCUGGAUACUCAAUUGUUGAUGAUGCCGUCUUCCACAUUUUUGAUUGCAAGGUAUAUAAAUCAAAUAAAAAAUUUAUCGAUCUUGAGAUAAAACUUUGUUACUAUUACAGUAUUACCAUGUUAAAGUUAGGUUUAAUCCAUACAGUAUUCAGGCAAUGUGAAUAAGAUUAAAGUUAGGUCACUGAACUAAUAUAUACAACUUGGUAAAAACACACGUUUUAUUCAUUAGAAACCGAUUGACAAGUGGUUGCAUAUUAUAUUUUAUUUUGAGUGAUAAGUAGAUGCACUCAAAAUGCAAGAAUUGGUCCCCAACUAAUUGUAAGUUGUUUUACUAGAUGAUUCUUGGUGAUACGUAUAGAGAUAUCUUUGAUCUUUUUGGGUGCUAAUUAAUUUAGUUAUAAUAUACGUGUAGGUGGAAGAUUGUGAUUUUGGAGCUACGAGUAGAAUUUCUGAGAAUCUCAAGAAACUUGUGAACAGUGUCAACUAAUAGUCUCCCUAAUGUGUACCCUUUUACAGCUUUUUCUGUUUUUGUUCUAAUUUAUUGUUCCUUUUGUUGAAUUUAUCUUGUAAUGUGAAAAUGAUGUUUCAUAUGAUGAUAUGAGCAUACUAUAUAUAUUUUAUAUGAUAUGUGUACAAUUUACAUUUAGUCUGGCAGUUAUAAAGAUUGGUUAAAACGACUUAGCAUAUGAGAUCUGUAACUUUUUUUUUUGAAUAUAUGUUAAAUUUAUUCAAAAGAAAAUAGUUUUUUUACAACAAGUGCAUCAUUUUUUUUAAAGUUGGCACACUUUCAACAUUGUUUAUAAAGAACUCAAAGGAAAAUCAUCUAGUGGCAAACCACCGGGAUAAGCUUCCAGCAUAGUUUUGAUUUUAUAUUUAGUUUGGCAGUUAAAAGUUCUGUAUUUCCGGCAUUGAGCAAUGAGCAUAUUCUCUUAUGCACGAGUUUAAAUUAUAUUUUUGUCUUCUCUGUCAAAAAUAUUUACAUCGAUUUACUAUUGAAACCGAUAUUAGAAAACUCUAACCAAAUGGAUCCAGUGUACUGUCUUUUAUUUAUUUUUACAAAUCACAGCAGAUUAUUAACUAAUAAUCCGAACAACUGUAAAAACCAUAAAACAGAAGAAAAAAAAACAGCAAAACGAGCCAUGCAGGCCUCUUUAUAAACAGCUUCUCUCUAAACCCUUGAAACAUACUCAAGAACAUAAUAAGCACUAAGCAAGAUCAAAUCACAUAAGAAAGAACACAAAUGGAUCCGAACGCAAAAACAAUUAUCUCUUUCGCAUUGUUUUUCCUCUAUUUAUCUUUCUCUAAUAUUUCCCUCGCUCGUGGCGCUGAAGUCGGUACGUUUAUUUACUUUUGCAAAAUCAUGUUUACAUUUGUAUCAAAACUCAAUACUUAUAUAUAUAUGAUAUUACUUUGGAAACAGACGAUGAAACUCCAUUUACGUACGAGCGGAAUCCAGAGAAAGGACCAGAGGGAUGGGGAAAAAUAAACCCUCAUUGGAAAACUUGCAACACCGGAAAAUUCCAAUCUCCGAUCGAUCUCACUAACGCAAGAGUUAGUAUUAUUCGUGAUGAAGCAUGGAGAAGACAAUACAAACCAGCCCCGGCUGUAAUUGUGAACAGAGGACAUGACGUUAUGGUACAUUUUGUUUAGCUGUAAAUUAUCAUUACAUUACGCAUAUGCAUGGUGAUAUAAUUCUAACAGUAAUCAAAAAUGAUGAUAUAAUAAAAGGUAUCGUGGAAAGGAGAUGCUGGGAAAAUAACAAUACGUCGAACUGAGUAUAAAUUGGUGCAAUGUCAUUGGCAUUCACCGUCAGAGCAUACCGUCAACGGAACUCGGUUUGUGUUUUCUUGUCUUAAGAAAUAAUAUAAGAAUUAAUUAAUAAAAGAGUUACGUUGAGAAAGAAGCCUUUGACUUUUUCUCUCGACCGUACAAAGCGAUUCAAAACGCGAUCUUCUUCCUUUGCCCUUCUCCGGCGCCGUUCUCGGCGUCGGAACCCUCCAGCCCUCAUGGCUAAAAAUAAAAACUCAAAAAAGCCUCCUACCAAGCCAUAUCCCACUGGAUCUGGCUCUUCUCACUCUGUUCUUAAACAACCCACGCCUGAGAUUCCCUUGGCCGUGUACAGUGAAAUCCGAACAAAGCAAGCAGAUCUAAGCCUCUCCUCUGCUCCUCCUGGUCCGAUUUCCCCAUCUGAGCCUUCGAUGCCUGCCUCGGUAGCCAUUGCAGCCUCAACACCGAAACUCAAUGAAACCCUAACCUCAGCUACAGUCGCAAGUGCUCCACAAGCCUCCGUACCUGAGCAAACAAACAACCCUUCUCCAUCGAUCCAAAUGGGCCUCAUCGAGAAGGUUCAGCCACCUACAGCGACUCUCAACGGUCCGUCUAGAAAGUCACUCCCCGCAACAAGCUCCUCAACAGACCUUGACCCGGCGAGUAAAUGGAGACAUUUCGUUAGCAAGACCUCCUCUAAAAUGGAGCCUGAGCAGACACCUUUCACCCUUGAAUCAGGAGAAGCAUGCGUCAAAAUUCCCAACUCAGUCAUUGAACGGAAUAAGAAAGCUUGGGACUCCUUCAUUCUCGGACAAUUCUACGAGGAACCUCCUGCUAAAGGAGCCGUCCACGCAAUUGUAAACGGAAUUUGGAGCAGACAAAAGCGCGACAUCUCUGUUUCGAAAAUGGAUGGACACGCUUUUCUAUUUAGAGUCCCCUGUCCAAAUGCUAGAAGGAAAAUUCUCAGUCAAUGCCUUUGGCAAGUAGAAGGACAAACGAUGCUUGUGGCGAAGUGGGCUCCAGGUCCUCUCCAAGAGAAACCCGAGCUAUCAAUGGUCCCGGUUUGGCUGGAUUUCACUGGAGUACCACUGCAAUUCUUCAACCGAGACGCCUUGAAGGAAAUAGCUGGACUGGUCGGACAUCCUAUUUGUCUCCACUCCGCAACUGAAAACCUCACUAACCUUGAGGUCGCCCGAGUGUAUACUGUUAUAGAUCCCCGAAAGCCACUGCCGGAAGGGGUCAAUGCUCAGUUCGAAUCAGGUGAGAUUCAUAGGAUCACAGUUUCCUCGCCUUGGCUCCCAUCCUUAUGUUCCUUCUGUAAAAAGGUGGGCCACACUAUAUCCCGCUGCAAAUCUGCUCCCACUACUUGUACAAUUUGCAACUCUGUCAAGCACGACACUGCUCUUUGUCCUCGCAACAGACCAAAGCAGCGCGAAGGAAAGGCACCGGUAAAAAGCCUGCUCUCAAUCUCUUCCCAGCGCCAAUCUCAGAAACAAAUCUACAGGCGCAAGGAGGUUGAAGCACCUGCAAUAUCACCGCAUCUUGCGGUCCCUAUUGACUCUCCCCAGGAUGCAGUAGUGGAAAAUCCCUCGCUCUUAAUUUCAGAAAAUCGAUUACCUGCUUCACAGACUAUUAAGGAAGGGCAACCUCAACUCAAACCAACCUUCGCUGAGAUCUCGGCCACCCCAGCAAGGAAAAGUGAUCUCAACAGUCAAAUCUCGCUGCCUAUUCGUUCACCAAUGCCGAUAAUCUCUACCUCCAAAGCAGUCACGGAUACUCCAUCCAGUUCAACUGUUGCCUUUGACUAUGAUGUUUCUAAAGGAGGUCUCAUCGUUGAUCUAAGUCCUCACUUUGUCCCUUCAUCGGCGGCUCCUUCUGAGGACGAGUCUUAUUCGAGUCAGCAGGGUUUUUCAACUCCAGAAUCUUUAUCUGAAGGGGAAGAUAACCCGGAUGAUGAAAAUGAUCAGUUCAUCCAGGUUAUGACCAAACGCAUGCGCCGUCAGUUGCUUGCGAGAGCUCGGGGUAGAGGCCCCUUAUCCCUCUAAUUUUCAUCUUUUUAUGGAUAUUUUUUGUUGGAACAUAAGAGGUUUCAAUGA
Molecule: messenger RNA, 4474 nt
Organism: Brassica rapa (field mustard)
Lineage: Eukaryota; Viridiplantae; Streptophyta; Magnoliopsida; Brassicales; Brassicaceae
Molecular function (GO): zinc ion binding; nucleic acid binding
Source: RefSeq, a predicted model, not a curated record